AUGACGACGCCUAGCAGAAGACGACUUAUGCGUGAUUUCAAGAAACUUCAAGAAGAUCCGCCCGCCGGCGUUUCUGGUGCUCCAACUGAAGACAACAUUCUCGCGUGGGAGGCGAUUAUUUUUGGACCACAAGACACUCCAUUUGAAGAUGGCACCUUUAAGCUAUCGCUGGAGUUUACGGAAGAGUACCCAAACAAACCACCUACCGUCAAAUUCAUCUCGAAGAUGUUCCACCCAAACGUUUAUGCUGAUGGAUCUAUUUGUCUGGACAUUUUGCAGAAUCGUUGGUCGCCAACCUAUGACGUGGCAGCGAUUUUGACAUCCAUCCAAUCGUUGCUUGAUGAACCGAAUCCGAAUUCUCCUGCAAAUUCUCAUGCAGCUCAACUCUACCAAGAGAACCGCCGCGAAUACGAGAAGCGUGUUCAGCAGAUUGUAGAACAGGUACCAAUUCCCAUAUAUAAGGCAAGCACUAGGUUGAUGAUUCUCAAUAUUCUUGUUGAGCAUACAUGUGGUGUUACUUUACUCUUUAUUCCGUUAAAGCUGACGUUUCGGCUGUAG
Angiostrongylus costaricensis is the source of this 558-nucleotide messenger RNA. NCBI's taxonomy places the organism in Eukaryota, Metazoa, Nematoda, Chromadorea, Rhabditida, Metastrongylidae. The record is from the annotation of a GenBank genome assembly.